Messenger RNA from Leishmania braziliensis MHOM/BR/75/M2904, 4773 nucleotides. RefSeq lists its product as hypothetical. The coding region runs from base 1 to 4773 and encodes 1590 amino acids. NCBI's taxonomy places the organism in Eukaryota, Euglenozoa, Kinetoplastea, Trypanosomatida, Trypanosomatidae. The transcript has a single exon. The record is from RefSeq and is a predicted model, not a curated record.
AUGGAGGGUUUGGCGGCGUUGUUCGACACUCCAUUGGAUGCGUGCAUGAAGGAAAAGGAUGCUCAUCUGACGAACCUUAUUCUCGAGAAGCGCGAGGCAGCGAAGCGCAUAGAGGGGUUGGAGGCCGAGAUAGCGGUCCUGCGUGCUCAGCUUCAACAAACAACACCCCAGCGGCCGUUCUCCUACGGUGGUGAGCCGUUGCCCACCUCUUCCCAGGAAAAGACGGCACAAAAUAAUACGCCGAUAGCCGAAGUAUUGAUGUGGAACGAGGAGCUCAUUCACACCGUCGAACAACUGCAGCGCUCACUCAUUCAGCUGGAAGCAGACUCGAAGGCUCAGCUGAUUACCGUGACUGAUGCCUUGAAUCAAGCAAGGAAGGAGAACGAGAGGUUGCUUCGCGAGAACGAUUCGUUGAAGGCCCGCGUCGGGGACGAUGUGUUGCGGCAGCGACAGACAAAUCGUAUGGAAGUGGCCUGUGAGCGUGCUCGCAUCGCCGCGCGAGUGCGGGCGGCCGGACUCCAGCGACUGGAGGCAGCGGAAGCGAACUUGAUGGAGGCUCACGAUGAUGUGUACCACGUGCAGCGCUGGGAUGCAAUGCUGCUUCCUCAGCGAGACGUCUCCUUUGUCUUCCACAUUGUCUCCAGCGUAACAUAUCCCCUGCAUGGCAUCACGGAGUUCAUCAUGACGGUGUAUCAACAGUUCCUCUUUCACAGGAGCUCCGGGCUUCGUGGCUACCGCGUGGGAUUUUAUCAGAAUAUAGAGGUGUUUGCGUUCCAGGCACCGUCUGACGCACUUCUGUUCUCAAAGGAGUGCCACGAGCAGCUUAUGCGUCUCUCGUGGCUGUCGUGCAUCGAAAACACACCGUCCUUUUCCACCAUUCUGGAAAGCAACACGGUACUGUACAAAGGACCCCGCAUGCACACCUGCAUCUUUUCAUGCUCUCCAGAGUCGUACGUAGACCCUGUCUCCGGAAAGUAUGCCUUUUUUGGACCGGAGGUCGAGGAAGCAGUUAAGGCCGCCAUUGAGCAGUCCCCGAUUGGUGAAAUUGCGGUGAAUGAGAGGUGGGCACAGCUCCUGUGCUUGCAGUCACAGAUAAGAGAGAAUCGAUCGACACCGACGGCGAGCAGCGUGGCCGAGCUGCGCGAGUGUCUGGGGUCUAUGUGGGACGUUGUGGAUUUCCCUGGUGCGCAUCACAUCAUUGCUUCAAUUCUUCCCUCAGAACUGCGCAGUCGCCGAGGAGUCCUGGCACCUGUGCUGCAUCCCAGCUGCAAGUACCCGUGUUUGGAGCUAAAUGACAGCGCCUUUGUGGUGCGCAUGGUUGUCAAGGCGAUGCGCGGAAUGCUCUGUAACGCCUUCGAAAGUCUAGAGGAGGUGGGCGAAGACUCUAACGGUGGUGGCGGCGUCAUUCUGCAGCAGAUGCGACGCCGCGCCACUUUUUUACACAAAGCUGUUGCCCAGGCGCCUUUGGCUACCACAACUCCGGAGCGGAACCCUGAGUUCUCCGAAAGAGCCGCCCAACUGCUGGAGCUGUUUUUAGUUCGAGAGGAACGGAAUAAUAUCAUGGUCCUCUGUCGCAAGAUGGAGGCAGCUAGCGCGGCGCUGGAGCGGGAUAGGAUGGAAUCUGAAGAUCGCUUUGAGAUCAGGAAGCACAAAACACUGAACCCGUCGGAGACAGCGUAUAUCUGCACAAUCGACACGGGUGAUGACACUCUCUGGAAGCGGCUGCUCCUGAAGAGCAUCUCGGAUGAGCAGUUUGAAUCAAUUCAAAACACCAUUCGCGGUGACGUUCACAACGCCGCCAAGGUGCACUUUGGCUUCUUCAUGAACGGCAACGACUCUGAUGUGUUCACGUACGUGUUUCGCGAGGUGGAGCAAGCCCUCGCUUUCGUGUCUGAGAUUUACAUCAAAGUCAAUCGUACAGGCACAAAGUAUGCCCACACAUCGCUGGGCAAGGGCCAGGAUAUCUUCCUGUUCCGCGCCGGCGUGGCGAGCGGUCCAAUGGGCGCCAUCUACCGCAGCAUAGAAAACGGUGUGCUCAAGUGCACCGGUCCGGCAAUUCGCCUCUCCGGCACUCUGUGUGACCUCGCAGAAUGCGGAGAGAUCCUUGCCAUGGAGGAUGUCAUCCGUAGUUUCCACUCAAAGAAUGAGAACUUGCUCGAUACACAGUACAACAUCGUGAACCAAAAGUCCCAGUUCAUCGGCUCCUACGCUGCCCCGGCGGCGGUGCACUCUAUCUUACCCAAGCCGUUUGCAUACCGUCGCCCGCAGUUGCGCACCUUUGGGAGGACUGCCAUGCAAAACAAGAGACUAUACCUGCCCUACCGUUCUGUCCUGGGAACACUUAUGCGGCGCCGGGAUGAGCUGCCGCGGCAGGCCGUACUCGACAUGAUGGAGCAGCAGCAGCGGCGACUGGAGCUGAGUGAGAUGGCCCGCAUGAGCUCCGAGGACGACUACGAGCGCCCCUGGAAGGUUGGCACGGUGGCGGCCUCGCUGCUCCGUAACCCAUGGUUGCUGCUGGGCCAGCCGCAAGCAGAGGAGCAGUCAGAGAACGCGUCUGUGCGUCGCAGUUUCGUGCGGUUCCGUACGGUGGAGGAGGUGGAGGCGGAGGUCAUGCACACGCGGCGCCCGACGAAGCCCCUUGCGUUUCUCUACUGCGAUGUUGGUGGUGCUCGCACAAUCGCCCGGUCUGUCGCACCACCCCUCCUAAAACUAGUCUGGGCACACUAUAAUUACAUUGUCCAGAACGCUGUGCUCAACUUUAGCGGCUACGUGGCAAAGACGAACUCCACAACGGCGUACCUUGUCGUGUUUGAGGGACCUCUCAGAGCGCUUGAGGCGGCGCGGCAAAUCCAGCUCGAGAUGGUCAAAUCAAUAUGGCCAGAAGAACUGCGCCUUCUGGAGACCACGUUGCAUGUGAAGGACCCCAAAUCACAUACUGUGCUCUUUAACGGGCCUCGCCCUCAGAUUGCUGUGCACUUGUCGGAUCAGUACAUGUGGAGACUCAUCUCCUGCCCGUCUUCGCCUGUGGCCCGCAAGAACGACCCCAGUAGCAAGGGUGCGCGUGAGGGCGGCGGUAAUGGUGGUAGAACGACCGCUGCGUCCUGGAGUCCUGUCCAUAUCAGCGGCGUUGGUGUGGAUGAGACCUUCGUGCUCGGCCGGCACGCGCAUGGUGGCGAGAUACGUCUGAGUCGGCCGCUGCUAGAGGCGGUGGGCACGCACCCGAGCGGUAAGCUGCUGCUGGAGCAGCUGAGGAUGGAGGUGGUGGUGGCGCCGGGCGUGAUUUGCCCAACUGAAGGUGCCACAAAGGACAGUAGGACCGCAACUGGGACGACGAAGAAGGUGCAGAGCGAGAGCGAGCUGAAGACUGUGAAAGCGAACAUGUUUACGGGGGAGUGCGUGGUUUCUGUGCCGUGCCAGCUCGAGGGCCGCUUGGCGCUGAUACUGCCGUCGACCAGUGCCACCUUUAGUGCCGCCAAGCUCACGAAGGAGGCCCUAGCGAUGGCAACGACUUCUGCGAGCGAAGACAAUGCUGAGGGCCCCAGCGGUGAGGAGGAUGUUGCCGACCCGGUUGACGACACCGAGAAGCUCGAGUCGGCAGCAGCCAUGUCUCUCCCCACAGAGACGACGGGCCACACAUCGACAAUGCUUCCCAGGGCCAUACUCCUGCCAGAAGAGAUGGUGGCGCAGCAUGCGUGGUUUGUAGAGCCAAAAAAGUUGUUUUAUCCACUGCCGGCUGCAUGGCGCACGGACUGGAGUACCGUGGUGCAGCAGCCAACUAACCAACUUGCGGAGCUCGACUUUUGGGAGGAGGCGAAGCGAAUUCAGACGGCGCUGCAGGAAUUGCUCAAGAUGUUUCCCUCGGGGCGGCUUUUGUCCCGGGCGCUGGAGGACGUGCCAGACGACGCUGCAAGUGGGUGCCCGACUGAGCUCGUGACUUCCAGCUCCACCAACCCGGCCGCCAGUGGCGCAGCAGGAAAAAAGACGGGCGCCGAUAAUCGAUUGCCCACAAAGAUCCCAGCCCCACCGACAUCGUUGUCUGCCGCCCGUGGAGGCGCGAACCACACCCGGCGAGUGAAGGGCACAGAGCUAUCAAAAACGUCUGCGGCCUCCGCGGCGGCGCGUACGGCUACUCCAGCUGCAGCUGUCAGUCAAUAUGUGCAUUUCAUGGACUUCUCCAAGCACCUCCUCACAGCACUGCUGAACGCGCUGGAGAUCGGUGUUGACCAGCACUCCCAAACUUCACUGUCGAUUCUGCGCGGCGGACAAAAAAGCAAGAUCAAAACUGUUGGGCUACCACCUAUGUCUGGUAAAAGUGGCCGAGCAAGCGUUAUCGGCGGUAGUGCCGGCAGUAGCUCGCAGAAGUACUCUCGCAGCACCGUUAACGGGCAGAUUCACAGUUCGUCCUUUGGCCCUAUCGAGUACUCGCCAUCGGGCAGCUUGCGCGAGUCGAGCAUCUCUCUAUCCGACAUUUCACCACUUAGUGGGCGGCCGCUGAACAGUAACCCCGCCGAGGCGCGCGCGAGCCUCACAUCCCCUUCUUUAAGCCGUGAUGCAGAGCUGCAGGAGAUGACUACCUCCGACUCACGUCAUGAGGACUUCCAGGUCACUUCUGAGCGGCCGUUCCUAAUCGCGCUCGACUACCUCGACGAUGCAUGUCGCACGCUGACACAGUUGUCAGGCACCGAGCUAGGAAAACUAGUGCCAAUCCCAGCAGCACCGUCAUCGAAGUCUAAGACCUUUCCAGGCCGAUUCAGCAACGCAAGGCAUCACUGA